AAAUCACAACUAAUCACAAACGAGUCUACUGUCCUAAACAUGUCAGUGGCUAUUCACUUCCAUUUCCUGUUUGUUUUUGCCAUUCUAAUGGCCCUCUCAAACUCCCAAAGUGAUGAUAAGACCAACUACAGAGUGCAGACCAAGAAACAGAUUGCCAUGUUUGUGUUUGGAGAUUCAGUUUUUGAUCCUGGGAAUAACAACUACAUCAACACCUCUACUUCGGGCAUUGGCAAGGCGGAUUUCCCCCCAUAUGGGGAGACCUUUUUCCCUAAACCAACUGGAAGACACUGCGAUGGCCGCAUACUUCCCGAUUUUGCAGCUGCGUAUGCAGGUUUACCAUAUUGGAGACCUUAUUUAGACCCCAAUAAUCACAAUUUUAUAGUUGGAGCAAACUUUGCCAGUGCUGGAGCAUGCGCUCUUGUUGAAGACGAUGAAGAUGGGAUACCCUUGGAAGUUCAAAUAGACUACUUCAAGAAAGUCUCAAAUUUGUUGAAGGAGCAGUUAGGUGAAGCAGAGGCAGAAGAGCUGUUAAAAGGAGCCAUCUAUUACUCUAGCAUUGGAGGAGUUGAUUACACCACCUUUAUCUAUGAAGACUCUAAUGUUACUGAAUCACAGAUACAAGAUUUUGUAAAUAUUGUGGUUGGCAAUAUAACCAACGGAGUAAAGGAAAUAUAUAAAGUAGGAGGAAGGAAAUUUGCAUUUCAAAAUGUAGCACCAAUCGGAUGUGUGCCAGGAUCAAAACAGUCCUACAACACUACUGGCUGUGUGGAAUCACUCCAAACUCUAGCAACCAUGCACAAUAGUGCUCUAAAUUUUGCUGCUGAGGACUUAGCAAGCGAGUUGCCGGGAUUCAAAUAUUUAAUAUUUGAUUUCUUCAAUACACUAAUGGAUAGAACAGAAAACCCAUCAAAAUAUGGUUUCAAGGAAGGGGAUGUAGCAUGUUGCGGCAGUGGUGAAUACCGAGGAAGUGCUACUUGUGGAAGUUUAACAUCGCCAUAUGAACUUUGCAGUAAUCCUAAUGAAUAUGUGUAUUUUGAUUUAGCCCAUGCUACUGAAGCCUGCAAUAUUCAGUUAAUUGAGUUGUUAUGGAAUGGAACGACGAAUGUUACUUGGCCUCUUAACUUGAGACAACUAAUUGAACUCGAAAGUGAAACAGAAAUUUCUUCCAACAUUGAUCGUUUGAUUGACGAACCAGUUGCUGUUUCUGUAUCGAACACUUAUGAAUAGGAGAAUUGAGUUCAUUUUGUUUUGCCAUUGGGGUGUCAGUUUGUCAUGAGCAAAAAUCUCAGGAAUAAAUUAAAUCAAAUCUA
Molecule: messenger RNA, 1310 nt
Organism: Rubroshorea leprosula
Lineage: Eukaryota; Viridiplantae; Streptophyta; Magnoliopsida; Malvales; Dipterocarpaceae
Source: the annotation of a GenBank genome assembly